Molecule: messenger RNA, 956 nt
Organism: Pistacia vera
Lineage: Eukaryota; Viridiplantae; Streptophyta; Magnoliopsida; Sapindales; Anacardiaceae
Product: epoxide hydrolase A-like
Exons: 3
Coding region: 3-956 (317 amino acids)
Molecular function (GO): hydrolase activity
Source: RefSeq, a predicted model, not a curated record
CCAUGAGUGACAUAAAGCAUACAAGGAUUCAAACAAAUGGGAUAUGGAUGCACAUAGCAGAGAAAGGCCAAGGACCUCUUGUUCUUCUCAUUCAUGGCUUUCCUCAGCUUUGGUCUUGCUGGAAUUACCAGAUUAAUCACUUGGCUGCACAUGGCUUUCAUGUGGUUGCUCCAGAUAUGCGAGGCUAUGGCGACUCUGAUUGCCCUCAGAACCCCGCAUCUUAUACAGUUUUCCACCUUGUUGGAGAUUUGAUUGGCCUGCUAGACAAGCUUGGAGAAGAACAGGCAUUUGUGGUGGGUCAUGACUGGGGUGCAACACUUGCUUCAUACCUUUGCCUCUUCAGACCAGAUAGAGUUAAAGCAUGCGUUAGCCUAUGUGUUCCUUACCGGCCACGCUCCCCACAGCUCAACCCAAUUGAAUUUUUCGCCAAUAUAUUUGGUGAAGGGUUCUACAUUACUCAGUUUCAGGAGCCAGGAAAAGCUGAAAAAUCAUUCUCCAAAUACGACUCUUUAACAAUAUUGAAGAAGUUCUUACUUCUGGAUGGUCCUGAUCAUUUAUCUGCUCCUCCUGGUGUUGAUGUAAUAGACUUUCUCGAGACUCCAUCUUCAUUACCUGACUGGGUUAGCAUUGAAGAACUGCAACUCUCUGCUAAUAAAUUCAACACAACUGGUUUCACUGGCGCCUUGAACUACUACCGCGCUUUGGCCAUGAAUUGGGAACUAACAGGAGGAUGGCAAGGAGCCAAAAUCAGAGUGCCUACAAAAUUCAUCACGGGUGACAAAAAUCCAGGCUAUCAAUCAUUUGGGAUAAAAGAUUACAUACAAGGAGAAGAAUUUAAGGCCCUUGUACCUGACAUUGAAGUAGUCAUAAUCCAGGAUGGACAUCAUUUUGUACACCAAGAGAAAGCUGAGCAAGUUACUGAUGAAAUUCUGUCCUUUUUUCACAGAGAAAAUUAA